UGGAUGCAGCAGCAUGCUGCCUGACACAUGACGAUACAUCGGUGUUUCUAUAAUUUUAUCGAAUGCUUAUAAUUUUGCGAUAUUGAUAUUGAUACAUGUGUCACGCUGAAAAAAGAGUCUUAUAGGUUAGCCUUGAAUUGGUUGAUGAAAAGAUGUAUUUUAAUAUCUUUCAACGAUUGACACGAACUUGCAUUAGACAAAUACAUACCAGUGUUUUGCGAAAUUUGAUGAAAGAUCACUCUGACAGAUCAUUUCGAAAAAAUAUACGUUCAACUACUUUCUACUGGGCAGGAAUCGGAAUUCUGGCAGUUGGAUUGAGUUAUUCCGCAGUGCCUUUGUAUAGAAUAUUUUGUCAGUCGUAUAGCUAUGGUGGUACAAUAUCGGCUGGUCAUGAUACUAGUAAAGUAAGCACAAUGUCACCUAUUAACAGAAAAAUCAAAGUUAAAUUUAGUGCAGAUACAGCAGCAUCGAUGCAAUGGAACUUUAAGCCGCAACAAACAGAAAUUACAGUCGUCCCUGGAGAAACAGCUUUAGCAUUUUAUACAGCUACAAAUCCAACCAAUAAACAAGUCGUUGGAAUAUCCACAUAUAACGUUAUACCUUUUGAAGUAGGACAGUACUUUAAUAAAAUACAAUGUUUCUGUUUUGAAGAACAGAUGCUUAAUCCACAUGAACAAGUUGAUAUGCCAGUGUUCUUCUACAUUGAUCCAGAAUUCGAUGAUGAUCCAAAAAUGGAAUUUGUUAAUGAAGUAAUUUUGUCUUAUACAUUCUUUGAAGCUAAACCAGGAUUUAAACUACCUAUACCAAGCUAUGUCAAAAGUCAUUCAGUAAAGUAAAACCUUAUUUUUAGCUUCCAAUAAUUCGGAAGAUCUAUGUGCUAAAGCAUUAUUGGUGUUACUCCAUGUAGUCCACAUUUCUUGAGCAACUUUAUUAAUAAGACUUUCGGCAGUGGUACGUAAUUGACAUGACUUAUUUCGCUCCGUUUGGGAUCUUUGCACUAUCCUAUUCACCGCAUCUGCCCAG
This is a messenger RNA of Camponotus floridanus (Florida carpenter ant), 1023 nucleotides long. RefSeq names its product cytochrome c oxidase assembly protein COX11, mitochondrial (gene Cox11). The record is from RefSeq and is a predicted model, not a curated record. Gene Ontology annotation, molecular function: copper ion binding. Lineage: Eukaryota; Metazoa; Arthropoda; Insecta; Hymenoptera; Formicidae. Bases 153 to 836 code for a protein of 227 amino acids. Gene Ontology annotation, cellular component: mitochondrial inner membrane. The transcript has 5 exons.